GCGUGGCACCAUCCUCCCCAUCCCUUCCGUCAGCUCCUGGCGCUGCCGCCGCGGCCGCGCUCCCUUCCCGCCGGCGGCCCCGCGGGUUCCCCAUCAGGCGGCGCGGCCUUGCGGGCGGCACCGGGGUCCCUCCGCUCCGCCGCAUGAGGAGGCAUCGGGAUGCCGGAGUGAGGUGGAGAUGUGAGCAGAGGAUAACAGGGGCUUGCCUGAGCCUGCCUUGCCUUCAAGCGGGAGAUUAAGCACUUUGCUGCCCACACAGAGUGGGGCUCCCCCACUGCUGUCUCUCCACAUCUGGCUGCUGUGAGGCUGUAAACGAGGGCCCAGGUCCUGGCUGAGGCACAGUAGUUUGAUGGUGAUCUAAAAGUUGCCCUGUUUAAGUGCAGAGAGAGGCUCCCAGGCAAAAACAUGGCCACGAUGCUGCGUUUGGCUGCUUUUGCAGCUGUGCUGCUGUUCUUCAGGGUCACUCUGGGACUCUCCUGGGUCCAGGCCAUCCCUGCUCUCUUCAUCUUCUACCUGGCAUCCGGUGGAUGGGACUUCUUCAUUGUAUUCCUCAAGACAGUACCAAGGGAUGUCAGCACGGGGCUGGUCCUGUUGAGGGUGAAGUGGCAGGUAUGGAGGCAUGUGAGGGAGAAGAACACAAUUGCCAAGAUCUUCCAGAAGACGGCGAGGAAGUAUCCAGAGAAGACAGCACUGAUCUUCCAAGGCACAGGCGAGAGCUGGACCUUCCGUCAGCUGGACGAGUACUCCAACCAGGUGGCCAAUUUCUUCUACAGCCAAGGCUUCCGCUCGGGUGACGUGGUGGCACUUUUCAUGGAGUCCCGCAAUCAGUACGUGGGGCUGUGGCUGGGCCUGGCCAAGAUCGGGGUGGAGACGGCCCUCGUGAAUUCCCACCUGCGCUUGGAGGCCUUGCUGCACUGCAUCACCAUCUCCAGCUCCAAAGCUGUGGUUUUUGGGGUGGAAAUGAUGGAAGCAAUGCAGGAAGUGCAGCCCUCUCUGGAUAAAUCUAUCCAUUUCUUCUGGUCUGGAGAAGAAAAUCCUAAAUCCGUGCUUCCUGGUACAAAACACCUGGACCCCCUCCUGCAGAUGGCCCAGCGACACCCACCAGCUCCCCCUAAUAAGGGCUUUCUUGAUAAACUCUUCUACAUCUACACCUCUGGCACAACAGGGCUGCCCAAGGCUGCCAUUGUGGUGAACUGCCGGUAUUUCCGCAUGUCCAGCUUAGUUUUUUACGGUUUUCGGAUGAGAUCCGACGAUGUGAUGUACGACUGCCUCCCACUCUACCAUGCUGCAGGGAACAUCGUGGGGAUUGGGCAGUGCCUGCUGCAGGGCAUGACGGUUGUCAUCCGCAAGAAGUUCUCGGCCUCACACUUUUGGGAGGACUGUGUGAAAUACAACUGCACGAUCGUGCAGUACAUCGGGGAGAUCUGCCGCUACCUGCUGAACCAGCCGUACCAGGACACGGAGCGGCAGCACCGGGUGCGCAUGGCCGUGGGCAACGGGCUGCGGGCCUCCAUCUGGAGGGAGUUCAUGGCCCGCUUUGGCAUCGCCCAGGUGGCCGAGUUCUACGGGGCCACCGAGUGCAACUGCAGCCUGGGAAACUUUGACGGCAAUGUUGGCUCAUGCGGCUUCAACAGCAGGAUCCUGCCAGGUGUGUACCCCAUUGGUUUGGUGAAGGUGGAUGAAGACACUAUGGAGCUGAUCCGGGGACCAGAUGGUGUCUGUAUCAGCUGCAAACCAGGGGAGCCAGGGCAGCUGGUGGGUCGCAUUGUCAGGAGCAAUCCCCUGCAGCACUUCGAUGGCUACCUAAAUCAGUCAGCCACCAACAAGAAAAUUGCCAGGGACGUGUUUACAAAAGGGGACGCUGCCUAUCUCACAGGGGAUGUCCUGGUGAUGGACAAGUACGGCUACAUGUACUUCCGAGACCGCACCGGGGACACGUUCCGGUGGAAAGGGGAGAACGUCUCCACCACGGAGGUGGAGGGAACCCUGAGCCGCAUCCUCAACCUGACAGACGUGGUGGUUUAUGGUGUGGAGGUCCCAGGGAUUGAAGGGAGGGCAGGAAUGGCAGCCAUUGCUGACCCAGAGAACUCCUGUGACCUGGAAGACUUUUCCAGCAAGCUGAAAAAGGCCCUGCCACUGUAUGCACGUCCUGUCUUUCUGCGGUUCCUGCACGAAGUCUCCAAGACAAGCACUUACAAGUUCCAGAAGAUGGAGCUGCGGAAGCAGGGCUUUGACCCUGCGCUGGUGAAGGACAGGUUGUAUUUUCUGGACUCCAGGCAAGGCUGUUACCUGCCACUGGACCAGGCAGCAUUCAGCAGAAUCCAGUCAGGAGCCCAGAAGCUGUAACUGGUGGGGCUCGAGCAAGGCACCUCCCAAAUCCUGCUGGGGAGAGGGGACAAGACAGGCACUGGGGAAGGAAGGUGUGAUAUAAAAGGCAUGCUAGAGAUUUUAUUUGACAAGUUUUACAGAUAAGGGUUUGGGGGAACACAGAGGGGAUUGAGGGGAGGGGGUGGUCACAUACCAAAGCAUUGAUUCAUUAUGGCUUUAUUUUCUGUUUGGUACAGUGGUGGUGCUCCCAUGCCAUGGGAGGGGCAGGACCCUGGCCAGUUGAGGAGGAAUGGGGCCCUGCCAUUCCACUUUGCUUUUCCUGUCUUUCCCUACCUUUUCCUGCCUGCAUCAACCCUUCCUUGCGAAGGCCGUGGAGAGACCAGUGCUGGCCUCUUCCCCACUCCUCUAUCACCAGCCCUUCCUUGGCACAGAGACCCAGCUGGCAGAGGGAAGGUGGGUGCCAGGCACAACCCCUUCCCUCUGCUCAGCCUUGCUGGUGUUGUGUGUCUGCUGUGAAUCAGGGGAGCAGGGUAGUGUUGGGCUCAGGAGGGGGACAGGGAUGUGUUUCUGCCAUGCCUUUCUCUCUCCUGGGGAUGACAUUUCUAUUUUUCACAAUCACACGCACAUUAUAUUAUAUUAUAUUAUACAUAUAUAUAUAUGUGUGUGUGUAUAUAUAUAUAUAUAUAUAUAUGUAUGUAUGUAAACACGCUGACCUUUUUUUUUUUCAAUCUUAAUUUAUUGUCUUUACUUUUGAAUGUGUCCCGGGUUUGUGCAGUAGGUGGAGGGACAGCCCAGACCUGUCCUCUCUUGGAGAAUCCUUUUCUCUCGCAGGGAGGUGGGAUGCUCAUCUGAGACUGAUUCUCCUCUUCCAGCGUGGGUUCAACUGUAAAUGUCCUUGUGGCCUUGCUCCGUGGUGGAGGACAUGAGCAAAUCCCACUGUCUUGUGGACACUUCUCUGGGUCUUUUACUUCCAUCUUCUGUGGAUGCAGCAUUGUUUUGUGAAUCUUCUUCCUUGCAGAAAGCAAGUGGGAGAGUGGGAAGAAGGGCCCAGUUUGCCUUUGUUUAGAUGUACUCAGGAGGUAACUUGCCUGGGGAGAGAACGUCCUCUGGAGGGUGGCCUCUGUGAGAGCCUGACUUCAUGUGCUCUGCAUCCCUUCCCAUAAGAGCUCUCCCUGUCUCCAGCACCAGAGCAGGGCCCUGAACUGAAAUGUCCAUGUGAAACACCUGACUUGUGCUAUGUGAAUUCCCCAUGUUGCGUCUGACAUGAAACAGCCUCUGCUACGAUGUUCAAUUCCAGUCCUCAGAAAACAAGCAGAAAUUUCUCUUCCAGAGAAAACUCUGGGUUGGGUUUCUUUUUGGGUUGGUUUUUUUUUUUUUUUUUUAAUAAUUUGGUUUUAUGCUUUUAGCAGGAUUACUCCUUAAAAUAACAUCUGUCUUUUGUGAGGGCAGGGUGUCUGCUCUUCUAGCUGUGCUUCCACACCAACGUACCUGCCUGCCCCAAUCCGUCCCACAAUUAAACACAAGUAUGGGCCUA
Oenanthe melanoleuca is the source of this 3862-nucleotide messenger RNA. RefSeq names its product solute carrier family 27 member 4 (gene SLC27A4). Lineage: Eukaryota; Metazoa; Chordata; Aves; Passeriformes; Muscicapidae. The record is from RefSeq and is a predicted model, not a curated record. The transcript is spliced from 14 exons. The coding region runs from base 406 to 2346 and encodes 646 amino acids. Gene Ontology annotation, cellular component: plasma membrane; endoplasmic reticulum membrane; microvillus. Gene Ontology annotation, molecular function: long-chain fatty acid transmembrane transporter activity; long-chain fatty acid-CoA ligase activity. Gene Ontology annotation, biological process: medium-chain fatty acid transport; long-chain fatty acid import into cell; response to nutrient.